AUGCCUGUCGUAGCGGCCGCCGCCGUCGCCGUCGCUGCCCGCCCGACGCCCCCGGCUGGCCGCCCCGCGCGCCCGUGCCGGCGGCGGCGGUUCUUCCGGGCGGAGGCGAGCUCGUCGGCUUCGGCGUCAACGCCCCCCGCGCCCGUGCCGGCGGCGUCGGAUGAGGGGGCCGGAGCGGGGCCGUGCCCCGUCGUCAGGUUCGACAUGACCGACUUCGCCGUCGCUGACCGCAUCAGCGUCGGGCUCCACGGGCGGUCGGAUGAGAUGAUCUUCGAGGCCACGGUGCGCGAUCCGAGCAGUGAUCUGUACGGCUCGACGGUGGUGCUGCGGCAGCUGAUGAGCUCUCAGGCGAAGCGCAGGGGCCGGCGUGCGCUGGAGGUGCUGAAGAAGCUGGCUCGCCGCCAGAUGAUGUACCACUCUUACGCGAUGCAGGUCCAUGGAUAUGUUCUUCCGAGCAAUGAAGUGGAGCAAGACGAUGGUCCCUUCAUCCUGGUGCAUGGGUACCAUGGGAGUUACUCCUUGCGCCACUGGUUGCAACUCUCUGAUUGGCUUCCAACCUUAGAAGCGACGUUAGCAUUGGAUGAAGACCAAGUUAGGAGGGUAGGCGACGAUUCAAUAGGAGGACCUGCUGUAACCCGGCAGCUACGUCUAAUCAGGAUAUUGAUGAGAGACCUUCUUAUUGGUGUAAAUUAUCUUCAUAGCCAUGGACUAGCACAUACUGAGCUUAGAUUGGAGAAUGUCCAUGUAAGCCCAAUAGACAAGCAUGUUAAAGUUGGUAUUCUGGGGAAUGCUGUUGAUUUUCAUGAUAGUGAACCUAGAAAUAGCACAUUAGCAAGUAACGAUGAAAGGAGAAAAAUGAUGAUUGCAUUUGACAUGAGAUGUGUUGGGUUCAUCAUGGCAAAGAUGGUUCUGAGAGAGCUAAUGGAUCCUUCUACUUUCCUGAAAUUCAAGUCAUUCUUGACAAAGGGAAAUGAUCCUGCAUGCCUGCGUGAGUUCCUUCUGCCCAUUCUGUGCCAAAAUUCUCCAUCCGGGAAUAUUGGUCUGCAGAUGCUUGAUCGACAGUGGGGUGCUGGUUGGAAUCUUUUUGCAUUAUUGUUGGCAACAAAACCUGACAAAAGGAUAAGCUGUGUGGAUGCAUUGCGACACCCCUUCCUUUGUGGACCUAAGUGGCGUAUAAAUCCAUCAUUAGAUGUCAUACGGUGGGGUUUGGGUUCUACAGCUGUCCACAUGGCUGAAGAUUAUAUAUAUGGACGGCAUCAGCGUAGACGGUUAGCAUAUUUUGUUGAAUUGAUGGAGGUGCUAAACCCUAAUACAAGAAGAGAGAGCUGGCUCAACAACUUAACUGGUCGUUGGCGUCUCUUAUACUGUACCGGAAGGCACAUCGGUCUAACUCUUCGUCAGCCUUCUCCAAGAAUCCUCAUCACUGAUGCGUUUCUCGCAUUUGCGCAAACUGCAGACUCCAUUGAUCCCGUGUUCUCUCUGACCUCAGACAUCGGCUUCAAAAUUAUGGCAGAAUCUGAUUGGCCUCAUGACAAAUCUGGUACGGAAGGAACAUUAUCUGUUAACACAUCUGCGAGGAUAGCAACUGGCAGAAUUUAUAUUCAUGAACAAGAUGGUACAGAUAGUAGGGCUACAUCUUCAAAAUCCUCUAGGAGAUACCUCCGUGGUAAGUGGAGAAAAGUUUCAAAAAUGAAAGAGCUGCCUGCAAGCCUCCCCACAGUAAACAUUACAAUGGAUGAACCCGAUGUAUCGAUGAGCUGCAACUCGACUUUAAAUGUCAAUUCUGCACAGAAGGUGCUGCAAGAGAUCCGCACUCAGACCCCGCCAGAAAUGUUUGAUUUAUCAAAAAUUGUUUGUGGGACAUACAUUGAUGCAAGAUUGAUGAUUCUUCGCGGUGUUAACGGGUCUGCGUUACUUUUCACUAGAUCAAAUUCUAGAGCUGAUUCCUGAGGAUAGUCAGUGAAGCUUGUAACCGAUAUUCUUUGGGUGUACAUUCUUUGUAUUUCUAGUUGUACAUGAUUCAAAUCUUAUUCAUUACUCCACCAGCAAAUGUAAAUAAUAGAGUGUACGCUAAAUCAGUCUGCUA
Molecule: messenger RNA, 2086 nt
Organism: Oryza brachyantha (malo sina)
Lineage: Eukaryota; Viridiplantae; Streptophyta; Magnoliopsida; Poales; Poaceae
Product: probable plastid-lipid-associated protein 14, chloroplastic
Exons: 13
Coding region: 1-1950 (649 amino acids)
Biological process (GO): protein phosphorylation
Molecular function (GO): protein kinase activity; ATP binding
Source: RefSeq, a predicted model, not a curated record